AUGCCAUCAACUCGUAUGUCUAUAAAUAACGAUUCUGAUAAAGAGAACACAAUGGACAUGGAAGAUGUUGUAAUGAACAAUACUAAUAAUUCAAAAGAACAUUCUCAGAAUUCUCGCUUAAAAAAAUAUGAAAAUAUUAUUGGGAGCAAUAUCUAUGAUCCUGACCAAGAUAAAAACGAGAAAAGAUGGCUACGCAAAGAGUAUAGAAGUCUUAUAGAAGAAACUGAGGAAUAUUUAAGACCUGAUUCUGAUGGCCUUGAAAAAAAUAUUGCUAAAGCUAAUGAAUUAUAUGAAAAAGUAAAAAAUACACAUGAAGCAACGCUUGAUUCAAGACUCUUGGUGUUGUCGAGUGAUUUGGGUCUACAGAAAGCUCGUCGUAUGAGAUUGGACAAUAAUUGCUUUGAUACAGAAGAUUAUAUAUCAAAAGUAGUUGGCCGUUUGAAAGUUAGAAAUGCUGAUAAUGAAGAUUACUAUGAUUGGAAAAAAAUUGGUAAACUUGCUGCACAAUCUACUCUAAGGGUACCCACAACUGGAUUCAUUCUCGGACCUCUUUCAAUUGAACAAAAAGAAAGACAAAAGACUGUGAGAAGGGUUCUUGAGAAACAUGAAAAAGAUCUUAAAACGCCUGUUGAAAAUAUUAAUAUACGUGUUAUUGCAGCAUUAUGUGAGCCACCCACAAGUGAUGAUUACGCUCAGGGUUUGAUCAAGAAACAAUUGGUGAUGGAAAUAGAUAUGGACACUUGGAAGGAUAUUAUAGAAGUUUAUGGCAUUAAUGAGUCUGUAAUUCCAACAAGAGAAAGUAAUCAAGUUGGAAAUGAUGCUGAUAGAACAAUUGAAGAUUUAACAAAAGAAGUAGAUGUGUGGACAGCAACCUUGGAGAAUUAUAUUGAUACUGUCAUUGAAGAAAAUAAUGAAACUUUUAAAAAUAAAUCCCAAAUUAAAGUAUCAGAUGUUGUGAAAGAAUAUUGA
Entrophospora sp. SA101 is the source of this 969-nucleotide messenger RNA. The record is from the annotation of a GenBank genome assembly. Lineage: Eukaryota; Fungi; Glomeromycota; Glomeromycetes; Entrophosporales; Entrophosporaceae.